AUGUCGCCUUCCACGGCUCUUAGCAAGGUUCCGCCGAGUUUCUUUGGCUUGAACUCCGUGGACCGUGCCGAACCAGGCCCGGUCACCGAGUUUGUCAAGGCCCACCAGGGCCACACGGUCAUUUCCAAAGUUUUAAUCGCCAAUAACGGUAUUGCCGCCGUGAAAGAGAUCAGGUCCGUUCGUAAAUGGGCCUACGAGACGUUUGGCGAUGAACGUGCCGUUCAAUUCGUCGCCAUGGCCACGCCUGAAGAUUUGGCUGCCAACGCUGAGUAUAUCCGUAUGGCCGACCAGUGUGUGGAGGUGCCUGGCGGCACCAACAACAAUAACUACGCCAAUGUCGAGUUGAUUGUGGAGAUUGCCGAACGUACGAAUGUCCAUGCUGUUUGGGCUGGAUGGGGCCAUGCUUCUGAAAACCCGAUUUUGCCGGAGAUGUUGGCUGCUUCGCCUAAGAAGAUCGUGUUUAUUGGUCCUCCUGGCUCUGCUAUGCGUUCUUUGGGUGAUAAAAUUUCUUCCACAAUCGUUGCACAGCACGCUGACGUGCCUUGUAUUCCUUGGUCGGGUACUGGCGUGUCUGACGUUCAGAUCGAUAAAGAGACGAAUCUUGUGUCUGUUUCUGAUGAAGUCUACUCCCAGGGUUGUUGCACAGGCCCUGAAGACGGUUUAGUUAAGGCCCGUAAGAUCGGUUUCCCUGUCAUGAUUAAGGCUUCCGAAGGUGGUGGUGGUAAAGGUAUCCGUAAGGUCGAUAACGAAGACGACUUUGUUUCCUUGUACCAGCAAGCAGCCAAUGAGAUUCCUGGCUCUCCUAUAUUUAUCAUGAAGUUGGCUGGCUCUGCUAGACACUUGGAGGUGCAAUUGUUGGCUGAUCAGUACGGAACCAACAUUUCCCUUUUUGGCCGUGAUUGUUCGGUCCAGAGACGUCACCAGAAGAUUAUCGAAGAAGCUCCAGUCACGAUCGCCAACCAAGAGACUUUCCGCAGCAUGGAGAACGCUGCUGUCAGAUUGGGUAAGCUUGUGGGUUACGUUUCUGCCGGUACUGUUGAGUACUUGUACUCCCACGCUGACGACAAGUUCUACUUUUUGGAAUUGAACCCAAGAUUGCAGGUCGAGCAUCCUACUACUGAGAUGGUUACUGGUGUUAACUUGCCUGCUGCUCAGCUUCAGAUCGCUAUGGGUAUUCCUAUGCACAGAAUCAGAGAUAUCAGAACGUUGUACGGUGCCGACCCUCAUACUUCAUCUGAAAUUGAUUUCGAGUUCAAGUCUGAGUCCGCCUUGACCACCCAGCGCAGACCUAAGCCAAAGGGCCACUGUACCGCUUGUCGUAUCACUUCUGAAGAUCCAGGUGAGGGUUUCAAGCCUUCCGGUGGUAACUUGCAUGAAUUGAACUUCCGUUCUUCCUCCAACGUUUGGGGUUACUUUUCCGUCAGCAACCAGUCUUCGAUUCAUUCCUUUUCUGAUUCCCAGUUCGGUCAUAUUUUCGCUUUUGGUGAGAACCGUCAAGCUUCCCGUAAACACAUGGUUGUCGCUCUUAAAGAAUUGUCUAUUCGUGGUGACUUCAGAACCACCGUGGAGUACUUAAUCAAGUUGUUGGAGACCCCAGACUUCGAGGACAACACCAUCACCACCGGUUGGUUGGACGAGUUGAUCUCCAAGAAGUUGACUGCCGAGAGACCAGACCCUAUUCUCGCCGUUUUGUGUGGUGCCGCUACCAAGGCCUUCAUUGCCUCGAGAGAAGACAGAACAGAAUACACCACCUCUUUGGAGAAGGGUCAGGUUCCUAACAAGUCUUUGUUGAGAACUAUCUUCCCUAUUGAGUUCAUCUAUGAGGGCCACAAGUACAAGUUCACCGCUACUAUGUCUUCCGAAGAUUCGUUCACGCUUUUCUUGAACGGUACUAGAGCUGUUGUCGGUGUUCGUUCGCUUUCUGACGGUGGUUUGUUGUGUUCUAUUGACGGCCAGUCUCACUCCAUCUACUGGAAGGAGGAGCCUUCUGCUACCAGAUUGUCUGUUGACGGUAAGACCUGUUUGUUGGAAGCCGAGAACGACCCUACUCAGUUGAGAACUCCUUCUCCAGGUAAGUUGGUCAAGUACACCGUUGAGUCUGGUGAGCACGUCCUGGCUGGUCAGCCUUACGCUGAGGUUGAGGUUAUGAAGAUGUGUAUGCCUUUGAUUGCUCAGGAGAAUGGUGUCGUUCAGACCAUCAAGCAGCCUGGUUCUACUGUUAACGCUGGUGAUAUCUUGGCUAUUUUGGCUUUGGACGAUCCAUCUAAGGUCAAGCACGCUUUGCCAUACGAAGGUACUUUGCCAGACAUUGGUGAGCCAAGCAUCCAAGGUACUCGUCCAGUACAUAAGUUCAAGAAGUACUCCUCCAUCUUGAGAAACAUUUUGGCCGGUUACGAUAACCAGGUUAUCAUGAACUCCACAUUGAAGAACUUGAUUGAGAUUUUGCGUGACAGGGAAUUGCCUUACUCUGAAUGGGCCAUGCAUUGUUCUGCCUUGCACUCCAGAUUGCCUCCUAAGUUGGACGAAGCCAUGACUGCUCUUUUUGAAAGAUCUCACUCCAGAGGUGCCGAGUUCCCAGCCAAGAACCUUUUGAAGCUUAUGAACAAGGCUGAGAAGGAAAGUGGUGAUUCUCUCUUUGCAUCUGUUGUUGCUCCUUUGGUUGAAGUCGCCACCAGCUACUCCGGUGGCUUGAUUGAGCACGAGUACAGCUUCAUUGCUGAUUUGAUCAAUGAGUACCACACUGUCGAGUCGUUCUUCUCUGGCUCUAGCCACCGUGAAGAGGAUGUCAUUUUGCAACUCAGAGACGAGAACAAGUCUGACUUGAGCAAGGUUCUGACUUACGCUCUUUCCCACUCGCGUGUUUCCGCUAAGAACAACUUGAUCUUGGCUAUCCUUGAUGCUUACCAGCCAAUCUUGCAGCAAUCUGCUACUAUUGCUACUCCUAUCAGAGAGUCUUUGAGAAAGAUUGUCGAACUUGAGUCUCGUGGUACUGCUAAGGUCGCUUUGAAGGCCAGAGAGAUCUUGAUCCAGUGCUCUUUGCCUUCCAUCAAGGAGAGAUCCGACCAGUUGGAACACAUUUUGAGAUCUUCUGUUUUGCAGACUUCCUACGGUGAGGUUUAUGCCAAGUACAGAUCUCCUGCUCUUGAUGUGAUCCGUGAAGUUGUUGACUCCAAGCACACUGUCUUUGAUGUUUUGCUCCAAUUCUUGGUCAACACAGAUGAAUGGGUUGCUAUGGCUGCCGCUGAAGUUUACGUGCGUCGUUCUUACAUCGCCUACUCUUUGGGCCCAAUCACGUACAACUUCCAUGAGCAGGAGAAAUUGCCAAUCAUCCAGUGGGCCUUCCAGUUGCCUUCUCUCUCUUCUCAUGCUGCUUCUUACGCUAGCUUCAAGAAGGAUGACUCCAGCUCUAUGGGCAGAGCUGCCUCUGUUUCCGACUUGUCUUUUGUCGUUGACAACAAGAAGGAAGGUAAGGUCAGAACCGGUGUUUUGGUUCCGGUGAAGCACAUUGACGAUAUGGAUGACAUGCUCCUUGCUGGUCUUGACAAGAUCGAGCCUGCUGAUGCUAUCUCCUUCCAGGCUGGUGCUCAACCUGAGUACAUGAACGUCGUGAACGUUGCAGUUACCAACAUUGACGGUUACGAAACCGAGGAGGAAGUUUUGGAGAAGGUCCACGAGACUAUCGAAGAUAACAGAGAGGAGUUGAAGGCUGCUGCCGUUCGUCGUAUUACCUUCGUCUUUGGUAACAAGGUCGGUACUUACCCUAAGUACUACACUUUCACUGCUCCUGACUACAUCGAGAACAAGGUCAUCAGACACAUUGAGCCUGCUUUGGCCUUCCAGUUGGAGUUGGGAAGAAUGGAGAACUUCGACAUUAAGCCAAUCUUCACCGACAACAGAAACCUUCACGUUUACGAAGCUGUUGGUAAGAACUCUCCUUCCGAUAAGAGAUUCUUCACUCGUGGUAUCAUCAGAACUGGCGUUAUCAGCGAGGACAUUUCCAUCAGUGAGUACUUGAUCGCCGAGUCCAACAGAUUGAUGUCUGAUAUUUUGGAUGCUUUGGAGGUUAUCGACACUUCCAACUCUGACUUGAACCACAUCUUCAUCAACUUCUCUGCCGUUUUCAACGUUACCCCUGAAGAUGUCGAGGCUGCCUUUGGCUCCUUCUUGGAGAGAUUCGGUAGAAGAUUGUGGAGAUUGAGAGUCACUUGUGCUGAAAUCAGAAUCUCCUGUGUUGACCCAGCUUCUGGCCAGCCUUUCCCAUUGAGAGCUAUCAUCAACAACGUCUCUGGUUACGUCGUCAAGUCUGAGUUGUACAUGGAGAUCAAGAACCAGAAGGGCGAGUGGGUGUUCAAGUCCAUGGGCAACCCAGGCUCUAUGCACAUGAGAUCCAUCAACACUCCAUACCCAGCCAAGGAGUCCUUGCAGCCUAAGCGUUACAAGGCCCACAACAUGGGUACGACUUACGUCUACGAUUUCCCAGAGUUGUUCCGUCAAGCCACUAUCUCUCAGUGGAAGAAGCACGUCAAGGAUGCUAAGAUUCCAAGAGACUUCUUCACUUCUGAAGAGUUGAUCAACGACGACAACGGUGGUUUGACUGCUGUUGAGAGAGACCCAGGCUCGAGCAAGAUCGGUAUGGUUGGUUUCAAGGUCAACGUUAAGACCCCAGAGUACCCACACGGACGUCAAUUCGUCAUUGUUGCCAACGAUAUUACUCACAAGAUCGGUUCUUUCGGUCCUGAGGAAGAUGAGUUCUUCAACAAGUGUACUGAGUUGGCACGUUCUUUGGGUAUCCCAAGAAUCUACCUUUCUGCCAACUCUGGUGCCAGAAUUGGUGUUGCCGAGGAGUUGCUUCCAUACUACAAGGUUGCCUGGAACGAAGAGGGCAAGCCAGAGAAGGGUUUCAAGUACUUGUACUUGACUGCUGAAGACAAGGCUGCUCUUGAAGAGAAGGGUAACGCUGCUUCUGUCAACACUGAGAGAGUCGUUGAAAAGGGUGAAGAGCGUUAUGUCAUCAAGACCAUUGUUGGUGCUGAGAACGGUUUGGGUGUCGAGUGUCUUAAGGGCUCUGGUUUGAUCGCCGGUGCCACUUCCAAGGCUUACAAGGAUAUCUUCACUAUUACCUUGGUGACAUGCAGAUCUGUCGGUAUUGGUGCUUAUUUGGUCAGAUUGGGCCAGCGUGCUAUCCAGGUCGAGGGCCAGCCUAUCAUUUUGACUGGUGCUCCUGCUAUCAACAAGUUGUUGGGUAGAGAAGUGUACUCGUCCAACUUGCAACUUGGUGGUACCCAGAUCAUGUACAGAAACGGUGUUUCCCACUUGACUGCUUCUGAUGACUUGGCUGGUGUGGAGAAGAUCAUGGAAUGGAUGUCUUAUAUUCCAGCCAAGAGAAACACUCCAGUUCCAAUCUUGAACAGCACUGACCCAUGGGACAGAGAUGUUGAAUUCGCCCCAGCCCAAAAGGUGCCUUAUGACGUGAGACACAUGAUCUCUGGACGUCAGAACGACGACGGCGAGUUUGAAGCCGGUUUGUUCGAUAAGGACUCUUUCCAGGAGACUUUGUCUGGAUGGGCCAGAGGUGUUGUUGUCGGUAGAGCUCGUCUUGGUGGUAUCCCAAUUGGUGUUAUUGGUGUGGAGACCAGAACUGUUGAUAACUUGGUUCCUGCUGAUCCAGCCAACCCUGAUUCUACCGAGAUGAUGUUCCAGGAAGCUGGUCAGGUGUGGUAUCCAAACUCUGCUUUCAAGACUGCCCAGGCCAUUAACGACUUCAACCACGGUGAGCAGUUGCCAUUGAUGAUCUUGGCCAACUGGAGAGGUUUCUCUGGUGGUCAGCGUGAUAUGUUCAACGAGGUUCUCAAGUACGGUUCUUACAUUGUUGACGCUUUGGUUGACUUCAAGCAGCCAAUCUUCACCUACAUUCCUCCACACGGUGAGUUGAGAGGUGGUUCUUGGGUCGUUGUGGAUCCAACCAUCAACGCUGACAUGAUGGAAAUGUACGCCGAUGUUGAUUCCAGAGCCGGUGUUUUGGAGCCUGAAGGUAUGGUUGGUAUCAAGUACAGAAGAGACAAGUUGUUGGCCACCAUGGAGAGAUUGGACCCUGAGUACCGCGAGUUGAAGACCAAGCUCAACAGCAAGCUCGAGGCUGAUGAACACGCCAAGGUUGCCGCCAAGUUGAGUGCUCGUGAGAAGGUGUUGUUGCCUAUCUACGCCCAGAUUUCCGUCCAGUUCGCCGACUUGCACGACAGAUCAGGAAGAAUGUUGGCCAAGGGUGUUAUCAGAAAAGAGAUUGAAUGGGUCGAUGCUAGAAGAUUCUUCUUCUGGCGUUUGCGCAGAAGAUUGAACGAAGAGUACUUGUUGAAGAUGAUUGGCGAGUCGAUCAAGAACGGCUCCCGUUUGGAGAAGGUGGCUCGUUUGAAGAGUUGGAUGCCUACUGUUGACUUCGAAGACGACGAGGCCGUCAGCACGUUCAUCGAGACCAACCACAGCAAGUUGCAAAAGAGAAUUGACGAGUUGAAGAGCGAACAGAACCGCCACGACUUACAUAAACUCUUUAGAAAGGAUGGUGGUGCCGCCAGCGCCGCCAUCAAGGAUUUCUUGAGCGCCAUGUCGGACUCCGACAGACAGGCGUUGCUCAGAAACCUUUAA
This is a messenger RNA of Candidozyma haemuli, 6639 nucleotides long. It is a transcript of the gene ACC1, whose product is annotated as acetyl-CoA carboxylase. The transcript has a single exon. Gene Ontology annotation, biological process: fatty acid biosynthetic process. Gene Ontology annotation, molecular function: ATP binding; acetyl-CoA carboxylase activity; metal ion binding. The coding region runs from base 1 to 6639 and encodes 2212 amino acids. The record is from RefSeq and is a predicted model, not a curated record. Lineage: Eukaryota; Fungi; Ascomycota; Pichiomycetes; Serinales; Metschnikowiaceae.